Messenger RNA from Puntigrus tetrazona (Sumatra barb), 1111 nucleotides. It is a transcript of the gene tmem186, whose product is annotated as transmembrane protein 186. Gene Ontology annotation, cellular component: mitochondrion. The record is from RefSeq and is a predicted model, not a curated record. The coding region runs from base 409 to 1017 and encodes 202 amino acids. Lineage: Eukaryota; Metazoa; Chordata; Actinopteri; Cypriniformes; Cyprinidae. The transcript has 3 exons.
CAUAUAUUGUUAAUAAAUUUCACAAACUUUUUUCGUCCGUUUGUUUUAUAUUUUCUUUGUCGGUGUUAUGUAUUGGCUGCCUAGAGCACGAGUUGCAAAUAACGUUUAUUUUUGCAUUGCAUGACAAUAAAGGGUAAGAUCGAGAAAAUAAAAUAAUAAUAAUAUAUUAAAAGACAACUAAAAUGCAAUAUUUAUUUACAAUUGAAAACAUUUCUAUUUUAUUUCUGAUAAUUUCUUAUUUUAUUGUGAUAACCGUACAAGGACCUUUAGUUUGAAGUUCCGUUGACUUUUUGUAUCCUGAUUCACAGAAGCGCUGCGCGAUGCGCUGAACUUAUGUGGGGAUGAUUGCCCUUGAAAGCCAGUAACGUUAUCUACUCUAAUCAAACAUAAAGGAUAGACGCGGCAAAUAUGACGUCGUCAAGAUUAAUCCACAUCUCCCGUCUUCGUCUCUACGGGUGCCGUCGCGCAGGACCGAUGGUAAACUUCACAGUCGCGCGCCACGCACCGAUCCAACCUGCAUGCUUCUGCUCGGACCUUGCCUCGAGAAAAUACAGUCCGAUCUACACCUUUCCGGCUAUCAAGAGCCUCCGGGCGCUUUCUAGACUCAAGCUGAUGCAGACGGGCAUCACUGUCAUCUUACUGCCCGCGGUGUAUGUCCUGUACCUGCAGGGCCAGGCCUCAGUGACCCUGCUGAGUUACUCCACAGGCAUCGCCGCGUUUGCCGGCCUCAUGCUCUACUCCAUAAGCAGCUACGUGAGACGAGUGGUGGGCAUGAUGUAUCUGGACUCAACGCAGACCGUCUUAAAGGUGUCUCACCUGACCUUCUGGGGUUUCAGGCGGGACGUGUACCUGCCCGUGUCGGAUGUCAUGACUCUGGGAGAUUCGGGGGAUAAAAAAGGAGAGCCGAUCCUGCGUUUAAAGCGCUAUAGCUGUUCUGAUACAAUGUACUUCUCUACCAGACUGGGACGAGUGGUGGACAAAAAUGCGUUCGAGAAAGUAUUCGGGAGUUUGUCGUGAGGUCGCGACGCCUCUGUUCCUUUUGUUUUUUCGCGUCAUGUGACAUUAGACGCUGUUUUGGAAUUUAAGUGACGAAUAAAGAUGUUAUGUUAAA